UACUCUCUUAUCCUAGGCCAAGCUGAAUAACUGACACCAGAUCCUUCAGUGCUGCUGUCAUGGCUACUUCCUUUAUGCAGAGCACCUCUUCUAACUAUGGUGGUGGUCUGGGGGGUGGGGGCAGUAGCUCCUCUCGUGUUUCUUCAGUCCGAAUGGGAGGAUCCUACAGACCCCCAAGUAUCCAUGGAGGAUCUGGUGGCAGGGGCGUUUCUGUCUCUUCCACUAGGUAUGUCUCCUCUGGAAGUGGAUAUGGUGGUGGCUUGGGCAGUAGCUAUGGGGCUGGAUAUAGUUCUGGCUUGAGUGGGGGCUAUGGAGGAAGUAGUGGCUUUUAUUCUGGCUUUGGAGGAGAUGCUGGUGGUUGCUUUGGAGGAGGUGCUGGUGGCGGCUUUGGAGGAGGUGCUGGUGGUGGCUUUGGUGGUGUUUAUGACUUUGGUGGUGGUGAUGGAGGCAUCCUAUCUGGAAACGAAAAGGUAACUAUGCAGAACCUGAACGAUCGUCUGGCAACCUAUCUGGACAAGGUGCGAGCUCUGGAGCAAGCAAAUACUGAUCUAGAGAUCAAAAUCCGAGACUGGUAUCAGAAGCAAGGUCCCACUAGUCCAGAACGUGACUACAGUCCUUAUUACAAGAUAAUUGAUGAGCUUCGAGACAAGAUUCUUGCAGCUACUAUUGACAAUUCCAGAAUCAUUUUGGAAAUUGACAAUGCUAGACUGGCUGCUGAUGAUUUCAGACUGAAAUAUGAGAACGAGUUGUUCCUUCGCCAGAGUGUUGAGGCUGAUAUCAAUGGCUUGCGUAGAGUCUUGGAUGAGCUGACUCUGUCCAGAGCUGAUCUGGAAAUGCAGAUUGAAAACCUGAAGGAAGAGUUGGCUUUCCUCAAGAAGAAUCAUGAGGAAGAAAUGAAGGAAUACAGCAAUCAGCUGGGUGGACAGGUCAGCGUAGAGAUGGAUGCUGCUCCUGGAGUUGAUCUCACCAGUGUCCUGACUGAGAUGAGAGAGCAGUAUGAAAUACUGGCUGAUAAGAACCGUCGAGAUGCUGAGGCCUGGUUCUAUAAACAGACUGAGGAGCUGAACCGUGAAGUAGCCACCAAUACUGAUCAGAUACAUACCAGCAAGAGUAAGAUUACAGAACUGAGACACACACUGCAGGGCCUGGAGAUAGAUCUCCAAUCCCAGCUCAGCAUGAAAGCUGGGUUGGAAGCCAACUUGGCAGAAACAGAAGGAAGAUACUGUGCACAGCUAGCACAACUUCAGGCCAUGAUCACCAACAUUGAGGAGCAACUGGCUGAGCUUCGAUGUGACAUGGAGCGGCAGAACCAAGAGUAUAAGAUGCUCCUGGACAUCAAAACCAGAUUAGAGCAGGAGAUUGCCACCUACCGCCGUCUGUUGGAAGGCCAGGACUCCAAGCUGUCGGGAUGGAGCCCUAAGGAUGCACCCUUUAGCAGCAGCAGCAGCAGUAGAGUUCACAUUAGUGUGGAAGAUUCAGUAGAUGGAAAAGUAAUUUCUUCCCAGGAAAGGAAAUACUGAUUCCCCUCACCAACAUGAGACCACCUGUGUUGUACCACUUCUAAUGACAGCAGGCAUCUGAGAGGAGAAUCAUGAAAUACCUGCCAACAGAGUAACAAGGAAUCUGUUCAGUAUGCACACUAGAAAAUGCUAACUGAAAUGAUAAUGAUAUAGUCACAAGAGCAUAAUCCAAUAGUGCACAACAGCUUGGUGUCUUUCUUAUAAUUUCCUCUCUGUCUUUUACACUGACUAUCUGUUCUUAAAUCCUGAGGUGAAGGGCUCAUUUUACUGCAUACCAGCAGCUUUACUGUAUUACAUAAGUCUGGAUAAUAAAAUUUCUUUCCUGGCUUAUAAAUAAAUAAACGU
Molecule: messenger RNA, 1865 nt
Organism: Dermochelys coriacea (leatherback sea turtle)
Lineage: Eukaryota; Metazoa; Chordata; Testudines; Dermochelyidae
Product: keratin, type I cytoskeletal 15-like
Exons: 8
Coding region: 60-1520 (486 amino acids)
Molecular function (GO): structural molecule activity
Source: RefSeq, a predicted model, not a curated record